AACAAGGAAAUGAAGGGGGGAGGCGGGACUGGGGUUGUCUGCGGGAGCUGCUGCCGUCCCCGCCGCGGAGGAGAGGAGGAGGAGGUGGAGGAGGUGGAGGAGGUGGCUGCAGCGACCGCCGAGGAGUCCCUUGCUGUAGGCAGACCGCGAGGCAGCGGGCGGCGCGCGCGCGCGUGCCCGACCAGCGGCUGUUGGAGAAGUGGAGCGGCGGUCGCUGGGGGGAGGAGGAGGAGGGACUGAGCGGCGGCCCCCGCGUCCCGGUGCCUCUAUGGGGGAAGCAGACAAUGGAUUAUGAUUUCAAGGCGAAGCUGGCGGCGGAGCGGGAGCGGGUGGAGGAUUUGUUUGAGUACGAAGGGUGCAAAGUGGGACGCGGCACCUACGGGCACGUCUACAAGGCGAGGCGGAAAGAUGGCAAAGAUGAAAAGGAAUAUGCACUGAAGCAAAUUGAAGGCACAGGGAUAUCCAUGUCGGCUUGUAGAGAGAUUGCACUUUUGCGGGAAUUGAAGCACCCUAAUGUGAUCGCAUUGCAGAAGGUGUUCCUUUCUCACAGUGACAGGAAGGUGUGGCUGCUGUUUGACUAUGCAGAACAUGAUUUGUGGCAUAUUAUUAAGUUUCAUCGUGCAUCAAAAGCAAAUAAAAAGCCCAUGCAGUUGCCAAGAUCUAUGGUAAAAUCAUUACUUUAUCAGAUUCUUGAUGGUAUCCAUUACCUCCAUGCAAAUUGGGUGCUUCACAGAGAUCUGAAACCAGCAAAUAUCCUAGUAAUGGGAGAAGGUCCUGAGAGGGGGAGAGUCAAAAUAGCUGACAUGGGUUUUGCCAGAUUAUUCAAUUCUCCUCUAAAGCCUCUAGCAGAUUUGGAUCCAGUAGUUGUGACUUUUUGGUAUCGGGCUCCUGAACUUCUGCUUGGUGCAAGACAUUAUACAAAAGCCAUUGACAUAUGGGCAAUAGGUUGCAUAUUUGCUGAACUGCUGACUUCAGAACCUAUUUUUCACUGUCGUCAAGAAGAUAUAAAAACAAGCAAUCCCUUUCAUCAUGAUCAGCUGGAUCGGAUAUUCAGUGUCAUGGGCUUUCCUGCAGAUAAAGACUGGGAAGAUAUUAGAAAGAUGCCAGAAUACCCAACACUUCAAAAAGACUUUAGAAGAACAACGUACGCCAACAGUAGCCUCAUAAAGUACAUGGAAAAACACAAGGUCAAGCCUGACAGCAAAGUGUUCCUCUUGCUUCAGAAACUCCUUACCAUGGAUCCGACUAAGAGAAUUACCUCUGAGCAGGCUCUGCAGGAUCCCUAUUUUCAGGAGGACCCCCUGCCAACAUUAGAUGUGUUUGCUGGCUGCCAGAUUCCAUACCCGAAGCGAGAAUUCCUAAACGAAGAUGAGCCUGAAGAGAAGGGUGACAAGAAUCAGCAACAGCAACAGAACCAGCAUCAGCAGCCCACAGCCCCCCCACAGCAGGCAGCAGCUGCUGCACAGGCACCCCCGCAGCAGCAGAACAGCACCCAGACCAACGGUACUGCUGGGGGUGCCGGGGCCGGGGCCGGGGGAGCCGGGGCAGGGCUGCAGCACAGCCAGGACUCCGGCCUUAACCAGGUGCCUCCAAACAAGAAACCGCGGCUCGGCCCUUCAGGCGCCAACUCGGGCGGGCCUGUCAUGCCGUCAGACUAUCAGCACUCCAGUUCUCGCCUGAAUUACCAAAGCAGUGUUCAGGGAUCCUCUCAGUCCCAGGGCACACUAGGCUACUCCUCCUCGUCUCAGCAGAGCGCCCAGUACCACCCAUCCCACCAGGCCCAUCGGUACUGACCCCGCCACCCAGAGCACAGACGCCAGCAAUAUGAUGUCUGCAUUGAAAAGAACCAAAAAUGCAACAGCUGUGAUGCCGUGUAAAACUCAUCCACUUGGAAGGAAAACUCCAUACUGAGCAUCUUGCAGGACUGACAGAUGUCUCUUCUUUAUUGACUUAAGGAAGAUUUUUGUGAAGUUCCCCCAACACCUCUUCCCUGCAUGAGUUCCAUUGUGACUUCGCCGAUAAAGCAUCUGAUCUAAUCCCAGCACUUAACUUCCGUACCCUUCAGCAUUUUUUGGAAGGAUUUCCUGGUGCACCUUUCUCAUGCUGUAGCAAUCACUAUGAUUUAUCUUUUCAAAGCUCUUUUAAUAGGAUUUUAAUGUUUUAGAAUCAGGACUCCAAUUGUGUAUAGUUUUAUACUUCAUAAACUAACCUAGCAACACAGGUAAAAAUGCACCUUUUAAAGCACUACGUUGUUUUCACAGAAUAUAACUGUUUUGCUCAUGGAAGUCUUAAACAGAAAUUGUUGCUGUCCCAAAGUACUUUACAAUUACAUUUUUACUUAUCUAGUUUCAGGGAUGGUUUAAUGAAAAGACAAGUGGUGGGACAGAGGGAACCUACAACCAAAAACAGCCUAGGUCUUUGCAGUGUGCUGUAUGCUAUGAAGAACUGAAGUUGUGGUAAUUUUUGUAUAAUCAGUUACAUGGAACUUAGUUCCCAGAAUCCUCUUAUUCUGAAUAGUAGUCAGUAAUUAAGAAUUAUAAAUUUAACCUUCAUGUAGCUAAGUCUACGUUAAAAAGGGUUUCAAGAGCUUUGAUGAAAUACAGUCCUCUGGUGACCCACACCAGAAAGCUGAAGAGAAUAUUAACUGCACUAGGAUUUCUUUAAGGAGUAAUGUUGAUCAAAGGACGUAUUACUUCCCUUUGAAGGAAAAAGCUUUUAGUGUGUAUUGUACAUAAAGUUGGCUUCUCUAAAGAACUGUUGGUUUCUUCACAUGUGGGCCAUCUUGAGUAACUUUCUUACAUAAUCAAGGGUACUCAAUAGAAGCCUGCAAAUUAAUCUGCUUUUAAAACAAAGAGCAGUGUUCUCCAUUAAUAUCUGCAUUAGCUACAGAGUGACUAUUUUUAAAGCAUGUUAAAAAUUUUAGGUUUUAUUCAUGUUUAAAGUAUGUAUUAUGUAUGCAUAAUUUGCUGUUGUUAUUGAAACUUAGUUCUAUCAAGACUUUUCAUUGCACUGAAUGCUUUCUUAUGCCCCUAGGGGAAAACUAAUAAUUGUGCCUAAAAAACUAUGGGCGGAUAGUAUACAACUGUACUAGAGAAAGUGCAUAUUUGCAUUUCCCUGAUCUAUGAAUUGGAGGCUGAGUGCUUUCUCAGCCAGUGUGAAGAACCCCUCACUCCCCAGAGUCACAAAGAAGUGUAGACUUAGAGCUCCCGCUGUGAUGUAAGGGACAAGACAUUUGUGUUCUUCUGAAUGCUACUAGCAGCACCAGCCUUGUUUUAAACGUUUUCUUAGCUAGAAGAAAUAGCUGAUUGUUGUAUAUGCAAGUUAUGAGCAUUGUUUUUUACUAUUCUUUAUGAACUUAUCUACCUGGUUAUGAUACUCUGGGUCCAUACGCAAGCUGAGUAAGAUUUUAGACAGAAGCCAGUAUACAUUUUGCACUAUUGAUGUGAUACUGUAGCCAGCAAGGACCUUACAGAUUCCAGCAUAAUGAUGCUUACUAAUAAUAAAGACUAUCUAGUGACACUCACCAACACUGAAGCAGUUGACAUGCUUCACUGGGAGGAAUUGCCACGCUCCAUGGUAAUUUACCCUUCCAUUUUUUUAAAAUUGGAAAAAUUAACAGCCCUCUGCAUAAUGUAGCUACACAUACGUAGUUCUGCCCUGCACCCCGCACCCUGAACCCUCACUGUCCAGAGCAAUUGACCGUCAGAUGCUUGCUGCACCCUCGCUGUCCACCCAGCGCUGUGCUGGGCAGAAGCUACAGGGGCGAGGCAUGCGUCCUGGCGCUUAAGGAGCGUAUGAUCAAUUCCGUGAAAGGAAGCUCUCCUGGGAUAAUUGGCUUAUAAGUGAAACCAUUUUUUCAUAUGAAGGCCCCACUUGGAUAGAGUUACUAUUCCAAAUUCUGCUCUACAGUAAACUGCUAUGGAGAGGUUUCUGUGCCUAGCUACCUUCGAGAGAGCCAGCAAUUCAGUAUCACAACAGGCAUUAAUGUACAUUUGAAGUAUCCACAGCAGCCUUUCAACAGUCGGGUGGCCCUUGGUAGGCAGAACACACUCUACUAAGUGGUUGCAGGAAAUUAAAUGAACAGAAGCUCUGUCCUGUCCUUAGGGGAGAUUACGCUGAAUAAAAGACGUACCCAACUAUGUGCAUGAGCCAAGAUGCCGUGCCCCUUCAUGCUCUGUAAGCAACUUUGAUAGACUCUUCUUGUGGUAUGCGCUUCCACAAUCACAGGACUGCCCUGCAUUCCUGGUGAACAGUGAAUCUCACUGGCGGAACUGAUGGAGACACUGUAGGGAAGUUCACCAGUCAUUCCCAGUAAGGUGUUCCCUAGAACAUAGCCAGGUAUCCCCGUUACACACAGCCGGGGUUUCUGGUCACUGCACUGGCCCUGUCCUCCUACGUUCCUGCCUCUGAGUGGUGCACGCCCAUGGGUGCCCAUUACCCUUUGAAAUAAUUGUGGUUUUUAAUUUCCUUUUCCCUGUGAAGGGAGACAGAGCCCCUAAGACAUUUAUGGGCCCUAAAACUGGGGGACCUCAAAGGAGAACUGGGAAGCAUUUUGAGAUUAAAAUUUACUUUUGUAGCCCUCAAAUGACCACAUUCCUCUUUGAAAAUGUGUGGCUGUCGUGUUCCCUGAGAACGCAGUGGGUGGCAGCACCCAGACCAGGGGAGGUUCCCGCAGGAAGGAGUCGACAUGAAGGCUUUCUGCUCUCCACAUUACCAGUCUGUUUUGAGGUAGCCUUCUGGUGCGGUGUGUGUUCGGAAAAAGGGGUUUGGGAGUUUCAGGACAGCUGAGCCUCGAGGGUAAGGUGGCCUUGGGCUGAUACUGUGAGGCAGAAACAACCCUUGUGGUGAAGCAGAUCAUGCAGCAACAUACAGAAAUCAAGGACACGUAUAUUUUUAUAUCUCUGUGGUUUUAAAACUGUAGUACUUAGAUUUUUGGCCUUCUGCACUACUCUAUUGCUCUUAUAAACAUAAUGUACAUUUACGAAUGGAAAGGGACGACAUUUACAUAUGUGUUCACUGCCUCAUGCCUGGUGAAGCAACUGUUAGGUGUAUGCCUCUAAAAUCAUGCUGUUUUCCUGCUCAAGAAAGAAAAAGUGAUUGGACAAUAAGACUUGCAACGAAAUCUGCUUUGAGUACAUUUAUGUAGCAGAAACUGUAACGUGAAGGAAGAAAUCUACGAAAACUGCAAACCAAACUCUUGUCUGUGGUGACACCUUUGUAGGGAGUGGAGGAAGGCAGUGAAAUGGCAGAGUACAGGAGGCUUGAAGGAUUUAAGUGUAAGUACCAUUUUAUAUAAAACAUAGUAAUUUAGGUCCCCAUAAUCUUAAAGAAUAGUCACAAAUAUCAUAAAGCAAAGUUCAUUGUUUUUAGGAUUUUUAAAAAAUGUGUUGUACCUAAGGCCAUACUUACUCUUCUAUACUAUCACUGCAAAGGAGUGAUAUGUAUGUAUUAUAUGAAAAAAAAAAAACCCUAAUGCACUGUUAUCUCCUAAAUAUUUAGUAAAUUAAUGCUAUUUAAUUUUUUUAAAGAUUUGUCUGUGUAGACACUAAAAGUAUUACACAAAAUCUGGACUGAGGAUGUCCUUUUUUAACAGCAAUUGAAAGUACUUUUUAUAUAUGUUAUGUAGUACAUCCUUUCUUAAACUGCCUAGUUUGUAUUUCCCACAGUCCCUUAUUUGUGCAGUGUGCCCGUCCUCGUCUCUUUUUUCAGUCAUUUCCUGCACGCAUCCCUCUUUAUAUGAUUAUAGAGACGACUGUAUGCUUUCCACACUCCGCUGCGCGGUGCGCGCUCAGAGCCCGCUGCGCCCCCGCGAGGCCUGCUCCGUGGGGUGCGGGACCGGCUGCCGCUUUGGAGCUGAGCGUUUCCCGCUUUUGAGUUGCCCUGGCAUCCUUCUUGAAAUGACUGUUAAAACUAAAAUAAAUUACAUUGCAUUUAUUUUAUAUUCUUGGUUGUAAUAAAAUUUAAUUGACUUUG
This is a messenger RNA of Phyllostomus discolor (pale spear-nosed bat), 5973 nucleotides long. RefSeq names its product cyclin dependent kinase 19 (gene CDK19). Bases 285 to 1793 code for a protein of 502 amino acids. The transcript is spliced from 13 exons. Gene Ontology annotation, biological process: protein phosphorylation. Gene Ontology annotation, molecular function: cyclin-dependent protein serine/threonine kinase activity; ATP binding; RNA polymerase II CTD heptapeptide repeat kinase activity. Lineage: Eukaryota; Metazoa; Chordata; Mammalia; Chiroptera; Phyllostomidae. The record is from RefSeq and is a predicted model, not a curated record. Gene Ontology annotation, cellular component: mediator complex; nucleus; cytosol.